AUGUCUUUGAAAUUCGGUCUAUUCCUCCUAUUCGCCUUCUUUUCUCCAGCCGGUGGCUCGGAACCGCUUGGAUGCGUGUAUUGUGCGACUCCAUCGGUCUACGGGAUUCAGGAGCCCGUUUACAAACGGGACCGUACGCCCGACGAUUUGCUUCGGUACCUGAUGCCGACCGAAUCCUGGGGAGAUCCGAUCUUUGCGGACGACUGUGGCAACCUCGGGUCCGAGCGGAAAACAAAAUACGGUGAGCGCUGCGCGGUCCUUCACCUCGAGUAUGAAGACGGAAGAGUGAUGCACCUCAAAGGAAGUACCAGUACCAAGCAAGAGGGCUAUUUCAAUUAUACCAAGGAGGACGGCGCGAACGGCUGGGCUUACGUUUGCAGCAACGGCAGUUAUUGCAACAUGAGGGACGUUGCGGAACAGCAAAUCUUGACAUUUUCCAACUUUACCACCAAUCUGCGUCUGGGGACGGGCACCAAUCCCCUCGAAUCGUUCGCCAUGAUCACUGAUUCGUUCGUGAAUAUGACGCUCGCCGUCGGCCCGGUGGCCAAAUUCGUCGGCUCGAUCUUUAAGCUGAUGCAAAAGCCGGGGGUUGGGACGGUUCGCACUUUGACUAACGAUGAUUUCAGCGAC
Molecule: messenger RNA, 630 nt
Organism: Mesorhabditis spiculigera
Lineage: Eukaryota; Metazoa; Nematoda; Chromadorea; Rhabditida; Rhabditidae
Source: the annotation of a GenBank genome assembly